This is a messenger RNA of Colletotrichum fioriniae, 666 nucleotides long. It is a transcript of the gene GET1, whose product is annotated as GET complex subunit get1. The record is from RefSeq and is a predicted model, not a curated record. Gene Ontology annotation, cellular component: GET complex. Gene Ontology annotation, biological process: tail-anchored membrane protein insertion into ER membrane. Gene Ontology annotation, molecular function: protein-membrane adaptor activity. NCBI's taxonomy places the organism in Eukaryota, Fungi, Ascomycota, Sordariomycetes, Glomerellales, Glomerellaceae.
AUGCCCUCUCUACUCGUCAUCAUCCUCGUGCUGGAGGUGUUCUCCCACUUGGUCAACACCGUCGGAGCUGCAGCCAUCAACAAUUUGAAGCUUUGGACAACCCUCAACUACCUCCCCAUCUCGACCGCCAAGGCAGCUGCGCAGCAUCGAAAGCUGCAAGCCGACUUCCUCAAGACGCGAAAGGAACUGAAUGCGACUAGCAGUCAGGAUGAGUUCGCCAAGUGGGCCAAGCUCCGUCGGACGCACGACAAGCAGCUGGAGCAACUAGAGAAGAGUAAGCAAAACCAGGAAGCAUCGAAAUCAAAGUUCGACACCUACCUCACGGGCUUCCGAUGGGCCCUCACCAAAGUCCCUCAAUACGGCCUCCCCUUUUGGUUCUCCAAGGAGCCCAUGUUCUGGCUGCCGUACGGCUGGUUCCCUUACUACGCCGAAUGGAUCCUCUCGUUCCCCAAGGCCCCAAUUGGCAGCGUUAGCAUCGCCUCCUGGCAGUUGGCGUGUUCGGGCAUGGUCACGCUCCUCACCGAGCUGAUCGUCUCGAUCGUGGGACUCGUGUUCACGGCGAAACAGGGCAAGGGACAGCCGGUCAAAGUUCCUGCGUCGUCGGGUAAGACGGCGGCAUCCAAGGCUGCGGCUAGUUCGUCCGAGAAGGAGAAAAAGGAGUUGUGA